Closterium sp. NIES-65 is the source of this 456-nucleotide messenger RNA. The record is from the annotation of a GenBank genome assembly. Lineage: Eukaryota; Viridiplantae; Streptophyta; Zygnematophyceae; Desmidiales; Closteriaceae.
AUGUGCACCUGUAUGGAGAGGGGUGGAGAGGGGUGGAGAGAGGGGUGGAGAGGGGUGGAGAGAGGGGUGGAGAGGGGUGGAGAGAGGGGUGGAGAGGGGUGGAGAGAGGGGUGGAGAGAGGUGGAGGGGGAUGGAGAGGUGAGUGCACAAGGAGGCCUGUGCAAGAAGGCAGAGGUUGCUGGUGACCGCCACAACCAGUACGGGCGAGUAUGGGCGCCAUUUCGUUCUCAGGGGGCACUCAUCUUCGCCCCCAGGGGCUUGGCUGACAAAAGGGAAGCACUCAAUGUCGAGUAUUGCCCCGACUCUCACCUCAUUACGAACAGCACCCCUGACUUGCUCACUCUCCGCCUUGCCCUCCUCCCAUCACUCCUGCACCUUGCUGUCUAUCUGCUCCCGCACCUCCCCCAUGCACCACCUGGUGUAGGCACCACCUGGUGUAGGAACCACCUGGUGUAG